Anopheles marshallii is the source of this 1233-nucleotide messenger RNA. RefSeq names its product 39S ribosomal protein L37, mitochondrial (gene mRpL37). Gene Ontology annotation, cellular component: mitochondrion; ribosome. Lineage: Eukaryota; Metazoa; Arthropoda; Insecta; Diptera; Culicidae. The record is from RefSeq and is a predicted model, not a curated record. Gene Ontology annotation, molecular function: structural constituent of ribosome. Gene Ontology annotation, biological process: translation. The coding region runs from base 1 to 1233 and encodes 410 amino acids. The transcript is spliced from 3 exons.
AUGCGGCUUACGAACACUCUUUUGCGACAGCACAUAGGGUUUUACUUCAAGAAGCACUGGCUGCAGCAGGGCAAACGUGUGCCGAAUAGCACUGGUGCUGAGGAGGAACUAGCCGCCCGUGGUAUCACCGUCGUUGAACCCGCGGAGGUUAUAAAAGUACAGCACCCGCGAGAGAAUUACCACUUCCCCGGCAUGGUAUCACCUCCAGUAGCUUUUGAUGAAACGCAUCCCCUGUGGCAGUCGGAACCAGCGUACGUGUACGGCGACUCAAACGUGCUGCUGGAAGGUGUGCGUCAGGCACAGAGUCUGCUAAACACGGUUGUGUUUGAUGAUCUGCCUUUGAAAAUGGAGGAAAAGCUUGAUCAAACGAAAAUUGCAACUCAUCUUGAUCGAUCGAUGCAGCAAGCUGUACUGUCGGCACUGGUGUUCGACACGGAACAAGUCAAAAACGCCAUAAUAAAGGUUCCGGAUCGUCCAGCCUAUAAGCUACCACGCACGUAUGGCAUUUCCGAGGGUCGGAGAAACCAGCUGAUACUGUCGAAACUGGUUACACAUUGUGAACGUUUCGCUGGCCGUUCUGUAAACGCGAAUCGUAAGGUAGUGUUCAAUGCUCGAUUUUUAGUGCCAGUGGUUAAAGAAAACGAAAGAGUUUUGUUGAACGCGACAGCGGAAUCGAUGAUUAUAUCGCACGAACCACUGAAACCUCUGGAUACAGCCGUUUAUCGGCCAAUGGAUCUUGAGCUACCCAAUCUGUUUCCUCUAAAGGAAACUGUUUCUAUACCGGUGCAGAACAUCUACGACUGGCGGAAUGAUUAUCCUAUCAGUCGUAAUUACAAGCUUUCCCAUCCGCACACCAUACUCUUACACUGCUCACCGAGUGAUGUGAAGAAUGCUACGGAGCUACCGGUGACGCGUGAUCAAAUCGAAGGACGAACGAUGGUGAAAGCAUUCGCUGUUGCUGCUGCCCGGGCCCGUCAAUUGUAUGGCGAGGACGUUAAAACGCUACCCAUCCCAAUCACGGUGCAGGCCGUACAAACGGACAGCAAGACGUUCCACUUUAGCGUGUAUCAGUUGAACACGUUGGAUCUUAACUCAUCCACGGAUCGUAACAUGUGGUUCCGCAAGGCACCGUUCGAUCUGUACUCCCAGUGCGGCUAUGUUGUCGGUAAGCCAAAGCUGAACGACUACAACAAGGAUGUGUUGCGACAUUUUGCCGUAUUCUAUUCAAAUUAG